Messenger RNA from Sitophilus oryzae (rice weevil), 1858 nucleotides. Its product is annotated as transmembrane 7 superfamily member 3-like. The transcript is spliced from 7 exons. The coding region runs from base 83 to 1642 and encodes 519 amino acids. The record is from RefSeq and is a predicted model, not a curated record. Lineage: Eukaryota; Metazoa; Arthropoda; Insecta; Coleoptera; Curculionidae.
GUGGUCGUACGGUGUGAUACGGGUGGUACUGUUUUUUUGGUUAGGUUUUGCAACAAAUGUUUUGAAAUUUCUUUCAGUAAUCAUGUUUUUGACAUUUCCGUUGAUCAUUUUAUUGUUUAUGAGCCAGAUAUAUUUGUCCUUAGGUACAGGAAAUAGUACUGAAGCUUAUGAUCCUUCUAUUACAUUGGAUUUAUCGGAUCUGAAAUCAAAGGAUUUUUAUUUAAACAACUUUACAAUAUCAGAUCCUCUUACGAAAAUCUUUAUUCUUAAUCUAAAUGACAAUACGAGCUUUUUCGUUUUGCAAAUUCAUGCUUAUUUGGGAACUGUGGCGCUUUCACACACUGAAAAACUCGAACCGUUGAAACAUGUAAAUGGCAGCAAUAUUGGUAUCUAUUGGGGAAAGAAUAUGGAAAGUGUUGGUAGACCAAUUACAUUUUAUGUAAGAAGACUUAAUCCAGUACAAGAUGCAAUUAAUAUUAUGCUUGCAGUACAUACUUACGAGAAAUCAGAUCCAGUUCCAGGUGGCUGCAAUUUAAGUUUUGAAAUGGAAAAUGCUCCUUAUCAAAUCGUUACAUACGACCAUAAUCUAAUUACAUCUGAAGCCCAACCUCCCUCUUUAUACGAAUAUAAUAAAAAAUGUGACGAAAAUAAUAUAACUACUGAACUGUUUUAUAUGCAACUGCCCAUGGAUCACAUAAAUGAAGAUGAAUAUUUUAAUGCUUUAAAAACGAUGUUAACUAAAGAAGAUAUAUUGCAUUAUGGAACUAAGGUUUCUAAUGAUUUGAAUCAUCCUCAAUUCAAACAAUUUUACAACAUUUAUCGUGGUAGAGGUUAUGUUUUUGGUAUUGUAUCAACAUACAAAAAUCGAAGUUCAGUAUAUGUACCAAGCAUAUCUUUUGGCUGUGAUAUUACUGAUUGGGAUACUAACUGUGUUGGAUACGGUGGUCAUCAGGUAUGGGCGAUAACUUAUAGUUUCUUGAUUAUAUCUGGUAUAACUUCAGUACUUUCUGGACACUGGUUUGUGAAAAUAUCCAUCGGUUUUAGCUGGUUUAACCUUGGAACCGUUAUAACUUUUAUUUUGUUCGUAUUAAAUUACGAUAAACUAACAAUAGAAGAAAAACUUAUAUUCUCUUUGGUUGUGGGAGCACUCCUUGCUAUUUUUAUAGUCUUUUUGCAUUACAAAUUUGAGCGACCAAAAAUUUAUAUCUCUAUUUCUGGAUCGCACAUGCUAUCUGGUGGUUUAUUGGCAUCAGUCAUCGCGGGAAUAUUCCAUCCAUUAUCCAACAGUACUUUCUGGUACGUAUUUGGGGGUGUAUCACUAUCAUCAGUGUUAUUACUUUUCAUCGGUUUUCCUGUGGGUCACAUAAUAAGUCACACUUUUGUUGGAGGAUAUGCAUUAAUGAGCGGAAUAGCUAUGUUUAACGGAGGACAUAUUCAGUAUUUGUACAUAAAUGUUUAUAGAAGGCUGAUAGCCGAUAAUUAUGUCUCAGCAGUUGCUGGUCUAUCAUUUACUUGGAGCAUCUUUUUCGAGUAUAUUGGAUGGCUAGUACUCAUUAUAGUAGGAUUUUGUUUGCAGUUCAUGAUGUCAAGGAAUCGCAAUUUAUAUAGGAAAGGAUAUGCAAGUGUCCAUUCCAUAAGUUAAAUAUAAGAAGGAUAAGAUACAUACAUACAGACAUGGCCUCUAUGACAUUUGACAUAAAUUUCAAUUUUAUAAAAUUGGGUUCCGUUUCCAUUUUUUUUUAAUGACGGGCUUCCCAUUAGGUUUAAAUUAGGAUGAAACUUUUUACUCUUUUUCUUGUAGUAAAUAAUAGCUAAUAAUCUUGUAGUAAAUAAUAAUCCGCUCGACUAUAAUCCAAGA